Messenger RNA from Dipodomys ordii (Ord's kangaroo rat), 4252 nucleotides. RefSeq names its product WW domain containing E3 ubiquitin protein ligase 2 (gene Wwp2). Gene Ontology annotation, biological process: protein K63-linked ubiquitination; negative regulation of transcription by RNA polymerase II; regulation of monoatomic ion transmembrane transport. The record is from RefSeq and is a predicted model, not a curated record. The coding region runs from base 13 to 2622 and encodes 869 amino acids. Lineage: Eukaryota; Metazoa; Chordata; Mammalia; Rodentia; Heteromyidae. The transcript has 23 exons. Gene Ontology annotation, molecular function: ubiquitin protein ligase activity; protein binding.
GCUGGUGAUGAUAUGGCCUCCGCCAGCUCCAGCCGGGCAGGCGUGGCCCUGCCUUUUGAGAAGUCUCAGCUUACCUUGAAAGUGGUGUCGGCAAAGCCCAAGGUGCACACUCGACAGCCUCGCAUUAACUCCUACGUGGAGGUGGCCGUGGAUGGACUCCCCAGCGAGACCAAGAAGACGGGCAAGCGCAUCGGGAGCUCUGAGCUUCUCUGGAAUGAGAUCAUCGUUUUGAAUGUCACGGCCCAGAGUCACUUAGAUUUGAAGGUCUGGAGCUGCCAUACCUUGAGAAAUGAACUUCUAGGCACCGCUUCUGUCAACCUAUCUAACGUCCUGAAGAACAAUGGGGGCAAAAUGGAGAAUACACAACUGACCCUGAACCUGCAGACAGAGAACAAAGGCAGUGUUGUUUCGGGUGGAGAGCUGACAAUUUUCCUGGAUGGACCAACUGUUGAUCUGGGAAGUGUGCCUAAUGGCAGUGCUGUGACAGAUGGAUCACAGUCAUCUUCUAGAGAAUCCAGUGGGACAUCCAUUGGUUCGGAGAACCGGCAUCAACCUCCCAGCACAAACUGCUUUGGUGGAAGAUCUCGGACACACAGACAUUCAGGUGGUUCAGCCAGAACAACCACAGCAACCAGCGAGCAAAGCCCUGGUACCAGGAACCGGCACCGCCAACCCACCAAGAACCCAAGCCACAGUGGCCUGGCCAGUGGCACAGUGAAUGAGGAACCUACUACAGCCCCGGAUCCUGAAGAACCUUCUGUUGUUGGUGUCACGUCCCCGCCUGUCACAGCCUUGAGUGCGACCCCAACCCCCAACACAACAUCUCUCCCUGCUCCUGCCACACCGGCUGGGGGAGAAGAGCCCAGUACUUCAGGGACACAGCAGCUGCCUGCUGCCCAGGCCCCGGAUGCCCUGCCUGCUGGGUGGGAGCAGCGAGAGCUACCCAAUGGGCGUGUCUAUUAUGUUGAUCACAAUACAAAGACAACCACCUGGGAGCGGCCUCUCCCUCCAGGCUGGGAAAAACGCACAGAUCCUCGAGGGAGGUUUUACUAUGUGGAUCACAAUACUCGGACUACCACCUGGCAGCGCCCGACAGCUGAAUAUGUGCGGAACUAUGAGCAAUGGCAGUCACAGCGGAAUCAGCUCCAGGGAGCAAUGCAGCACUUCAGCCAAAGAUUCCUCUACCAGUCUUCGAGCGCCUCGACCGACCACGAUCCCUUGGGCCCCCUCCCUCCUGGCUGGGAAAAGAGACAGGACAAUGGACGGGUGUAUUACGUGAACCACAACACACGCACCACUCAGUGGGAAGACCCUCGAACCCAGGGGAUGAUCCAGGAACCAGCCUUGCCCCCAGGAUGGGAGAUGAAAUAUACCAGUGAAGGAGUGCGGUACUUUGUGGACCACAAUACCCGCACCACCACCUUUAAGGAUCCUCGCCCAGGGUUUGAGUCAGGGACGAAACAAGGUUCUCCUGGUGCCUAUGACCGCAGUUUCCGGUGGAAGUAUCACCAGUUCCGUUUCCUUUGCCAUUCAAAUGCCCUACCCAGUCACGUGAAGAUCAGCGUUUCCAGGCAGACACUCUUUGAGGAUUCUUUCCAACAGAUCAUGAACAUGAAACCCUAUGACCUGCGCCGCCGGCUCUAUAUCAUCAUGCGUGGCGAGGAGGGCCUGGACUAUGGUGGCAUCGCCAGAGAGUGGUUUUUCCUUUUGUCCCACGAGGUGCUCAACCCUAUGUACUGUUUAUUUGAAUAUGCUGGCAAGAACAAUUACUGUCUGCAGAUCAACCCGGCCUCGUCCAUCAACCCUGACCACCUCACCUACUUCCGCUUUAUUGGCAGAUUCAUUGCUAUGGCAUUGUACCAUGGAAAGUUCAUUGACACAGGCUUCACCCUCCCUUUCUACAAGCGGAUGCUCAACAAGAGACCAACCCUGAAAGACUUGGAGUCCAUUGACCCUGAAUUUUACAACUCCAUUGUCUGGAUCAAAGAGAACAACCUAGAAGAAUGUGGCCUGGAGCUGUUCUUUAUCCAGGACAUGGAGAUCCUGGGCAAGGUGACAACCCAUGAGCUGAAGGAAGGUGGCGAGAGCAUCCGAGUGACCGAGGAGAACAAGGAAGAGUACAUCAUGUUGCUGACUGACUGGCGUUUCACACGCGGUGUGGAAGAGCAGACCAGAGCCUUCUUGGAUGGCUUCAAUGAGGUAGCCCCACUCGAGUGGUUGCGCUACUUUGAUGAAAAAGAGCUGGAGCUGAUGCUGUGCGGCAUGCAGGAGAUAGACAUGAGUGACUGGCAGAAGAACACCAUCUACCGGCACUACACCAAGAACAGCAAGCAGAUCCAGUGGUUCUGGCAGGUGGUGAAGGAGAUGGACAAUGAGAAGAGGAUCCGCCUCCUGCAGUUCGUUACAGGAACCUGCCGCCUGCCUGUUGGGGGAUUUGCCGAGCUCAUCGGGAGCAAUGGCCCACAGAAGUUCUGCAUCGACAAGGUUGGCAAGGAAACAUGGCUGCCCAGAAGCCAUACCUGCUUCAACCGCCUGGAUCUCCCGCCCUACAAGAGCUAUGAACAGCUGAAAGAGAAGCUGCUGUAUGCCAUUGAGGAGACUGAGGGCUUCGGACAGGAGUAACUGCGGCGGUCCCUCCCACACCCCUCAGUGAACAUGUAGUCCCAAGUCCUCCCUGCCCGAGAGGCCACUGGCCACGCAGCCCUCAGGAGGCCCCCAUGGAUGGUGGCCCUGCGUGGGACCUUGCUUUCAUCACGUUGGUGACAGAAGAGCCAGGAGGCGGUGUAGCCCUCCCUCCUGCCUGCUGGUGGCAGUCUGGAAUAAAGCCCCUAGUCACCUUUGGCCCCAUCACCCACUGCAAAGUCUGAGGGCUGACCCUGUCUUCAGAACUACCCCUAGGUCAAAAGCCUGGGCUGUGUUGAGUGCGUGCUUAGGCGAGAUCAGCCACUUGGGAUGGCUGCCCUGGAGUGAGAAAGCCGAGGGUCUUUGCGGGCAUGGGAGUUUGUGCUUAGCUACAACUUCCCAGGUCUGUCUGAAAUGCAGGUCUGAGGGAGAAACUGCAUGGAGGCAGCUUCGCUUCCCUCCUAGGCAGGCCGUAGCCACAGAGGCUCAGCAGUGGACUUGGUUCCCCCAGUUCUUGGUGUGGCCAGCUCGUCUCUUGCCAGCCAAGGACUGGGUGAGCCACGCACCACAGGGAUCCCCAGGAGGGAAAUGACGAACUCCCUCAGGCUGGCCUUCUACAUAAACUUGAAGCGUUUGUGUUUAGGGUUGUUUCCUGCUUUGUUUUUGGUAUGCUGCUGUCCCUUUCUGUCAAGGAGCUGGUACCUCGGGUGUCCUGAGGCCUCAAGGGGACCCAGCCCCAUCGGUCCAGUUUUCCCAUCUGCCCCUUCUCUCAGGAACCAGCUUAGCCGUUCUGUGAGCUCAGUAGGCCUCACCUGGAGGCUUGGCUGCCCAGCAGCCAAGGCCCUGAGCUCAUCACAUUUGCGCCUUCACUAGGAUUCCCUUUGCUUCAUGCGGUCACCCAGGCGGGGCCCCGGCAAAGGGCAGGUGGGCCUGGGGGUCAUCUCUGAGAACCUCCGGAGCUGCAGCAGCUGUCAGUCCCUAGCAUAGAAUGGAGGCAUCCUGACCAGCUGAGGCUGUGUAGACUUGAGUCUUUAUCUGCCAGUGGGAAAUAACACCACCGAAAACUAGCAGAAGGCUAGCUCAGGAGCUGCCCCAAGGGCCUGGCUUAUUUGACUCCCAUGAGCCCCCAUUGUGGGGACACAGCCCCCGAUUGACAUCUAGUUGUGCAAGUUCUGCUUGGGUGCUCCCUAGUCCAGGUUCCCAGGGCUGUGAGGCUGCAGACCAGCCUCCUGGGCCCUGGGCGGGUUCUCCAGCCAGUCCCUGGCGCCUUCUGAGGAUGGUCUUUCCUCUACAUUCAGUCCUUCCCCUGUGUAGGGAGGCUCAGUCCGCACCCACCCAGGCUGCAGUGAUUUGAGUGGCCGACUUGCUGCAGUGCAGCCCUUCCUUUGAUCACUCACUGUACUUGCUCUGCACGAGUCACCGCAAGGGCCUGGGGGGUAGGGGCUGUGUGGGAGCUGCCAGCGAGGAUGUUCACGUGUGUUCGUAUGUGUGCGUGCAUACAUGUAUAUAACUGAAGUGUUUGUGGAGUGCCCUGCAGCAGCACCACUGGAUUGGUUGAUGGACUGUUUUGUAAUGCCCGCCCUGCCUUGGUAUUGCCAGUUUCUUGUGCAAUAAACAAUCAGCAGCUGUG